Oryza sativa Japonica Group (Japanese rice) is the source of this 3531-nucleotide messenger RNA. Its product is annotated as receptor-like protein kinase 7. Lineage: Eukaryota; Viridiplantae; Streptophyta; Magnoliopsida; Poales; Poaceae. The record is from RefSeq and is a predicted model, not a curated record. Gene Ontology annotation, molecular function: protein binding; protein kinase activity; ATP binding. Gene Ontology annotation, biological process: protein phosphorylation.
UGCUGACCUACUUACUACCUUAAAGCCAAUCAGUCAGCUUCACACACUGACACCAAAGGAAGCAUCUUUCUUCCUUCUCUUCCUCCUCCUCUUCCCGGCAGCCAUGCCACCGCCCUCCCUUCUCCUCCCUCCUCUCCUCCUCCUCCUCGGCCUCCAUGCCGCCGCCGCCGCCGUCUCCGAGGUGUCGGCCCUCAUGGCCUUCAAGAACGCCCUCACCAUCCCUCCCACCGCCGCCGCCUUCUUCGCCCGGUGGGACGCCGCCGCGGCUUCCCCCUGCAACUUCACCGGCGUCGACUGCGCCAAUUCCGGCGGCGGCGGCGUCACCGCCGUCGCCGUGGAGGGCUUGGGCGUGGCCGCAACGUCCGUCCCGUUCGACGUUCUGUGCGGCUCGCUGCCGUCGCUCGCGAAGCUCUCCCUGCCGUCGAACGCGCUCGCCGGGGGGAUCGGCGGCGUCGCGGGGUGCACCGCCCUCGAGGUGCUCGACCUCGCGUUCAAUGGCUUCUCCGGCCACGUCCCGGACCUCUCGCCGCUGACGAGGCUGCAGAGGCUCAACGUGUCGCAGAACAGCUUCACCGGCGCCUUCCCAUGGCGCGCGCUGGCGUCCAUGCCGGGUCUCACCGUGCUCGCCGCCGGCGACAAUGGGUUCUUCGAGAAGACGGAGACGUUCCCCGACGAGAUCACCGCGCUCACCAACCUCACCGUGCUCUACCUCUCCGCGGCCAACAUCGGCGGCGUCAUCCCUCCCGGCAUCGGCAACCUCGCCAAGCUCGUCGACCUCGAGCUCUCCGACAACGCGCUCACCGGCGAGAUACCGCCGGAGAUCACCAAGCUCACCAACCUCCUGCAGCUCGAGCUGUACAACAACUCGCUCCACGGCGAGCUCCCGGCGGGGUUCGGGAACCUGACGAAGCUCCAGUUCUUCGACGCGUCCAUGAACCACCUCACCGGCAGCCUCUCCGAGCUCCGGUCGCUCACCCAGCUCGUGUCGCUGCAGCUGUUCUACAAUGGCUUCACCGGCGACGUGCCGCCGGAGUUCGGCGAGUUCAAGGAGCUCGUGAACCUGUCCCUGUACAACAACAACCUCACCGGCGAGCUGCCGCGGGAUCUCGGCAGCUGGGCGGAGUUCAACUUCAUCGACGUGUCCACCAACGCGCUGUCCGGCCCGAUCCCGCCGUUCAUGUGCAAGCGCGGCAAGAUGACCAGGCUGCUCAUGCUGGAGAACAACUUCUCCGGCCAGAUUCCGGCCACCUACGCAAACUGCACGACGCUGGUGAGGUUCAGGGUGAGCAAGAACUCCAUGUCCGGCGACGUCCCCGACGGGUUGUGGGCGCUCCCCAACGUCGACAUCAUUGACCUCGCCAACAACCAGUUCACCGGGGGGAUCGGCGACGGCAUCGGGAGAGCCGCCUUGCUGAGCAGCCUCGACCUGGCCGGGAACAGGUUCUCCGGCGCGAUCCCGCCGUCGAUCGGCGACGCCAGCAACCUCGAGACAAUUGACAUUUCGUCGAACGGGUUGUCGGGCAAAAUUCCGGCGAGCAUCGGGAGGCUGGCACGUCUCGGCAGCUUGAACAUUGCUAGGAAUGGGAUCACCGGGGCCAUCCCGGCGAGCAUCGGCGAGUGCUCGUCGCUUAGUACGGUCAAUUUCACCGGGAACAAGCUCGCCGGCGCGAUCCCGUCGGAGCUGGGGACCCUGCCGCGGCUUAAUUCUUUGGACUUGUCCGGGAAUGACCUCUCCGGUGCCGUGCCGGCGAGCCUCGCCGCUCUGAAGCUGAGCUCCCUGAACAUGUCCGACAACAAGCUCGUCGGGCCCGUGCCGGAGCCGCUCUCCAUCGCGGCCUACGGCGAGAGCUUCAAGGGGAACCCCGGGCUGUGCGCCACCAACGGAGUGGACUUCCUCCGCCGCUGCUCGCCGGGAUCAGGAGGCCACUCCGCGGCCACCGCGCGCACCGUGGUCACCUGCCUCCUCGCCGGCCUCGCCGUAGUGCUCGCGGCGCUCGGCGCGGUGAUGUACAUCAAGAAGCGGCGGCGCGCGGAGGCGGAGGCGGAGGAGGCGGCCGGCGGCAAGGUGUUCGGCAAGAAGGGGUCGUGGGACCUCAAGUCGUUCAGGGUCCUGGCGUUCGACGAGCACGAGGUGAUCGACGGUGUCCGCGACGAGAACCUCAUCGGCAGCGGCGGGUCCGGGAACGUGUACCGCGUGAAGCUCGGGAGCGGCGCGGUGGUCGCGGUGAAGCACAUCACCCGGACACGCGCGGCGGCGGCGGCGGCGAGGAGCACGGCGGCGUCGGCCGCCAUGCUCCGUUCGCCGUCGGCGGCGCGGCGCACGGCGUCGGUGCGGUGCCGCGAGUUCGACUCGGAGGUGGGGACGCUGAGCUCGAUCCGGCACGUGAACGUGGUGAAGCUCCUGUGCAGCAUCACCAGCGACGACGGCGCGGCGAGCCUGCUGGUGUACGAGCACCUCCCCAAUGGCAGCCUCUACGAGCGCCUGCACGAGGGGCAAAAGCUCGGCGGCCGCGGCGGCCUCGGGUGGCCGGAGCGCUACGACAUCGCCGUCGGCGCCGCCCGUGGGCUGGAGUACCUCCACCACGGCUGCGACCGCCCCAUCCUCCACCGUGACGUCAAGUCCAGCAACAUCCUCCUCGACGAGUCCUUCAAGCCGCGCAUCGCCGACUUCGGCCUCGCCAAGAUCCUCGACGGCGCCGCCGCCACGCCGGACACCACCAGCGCGGGCGUGGUGGCCGGCACGCUCGGGUACAUGGCGCCCGAGUACUCCUACACGUGGAAGGUGACGGAGAAGAGCGACGUGUACAGCUUCGGCGUGGUGCUGCUUGAGCUGGUGACGGGGCGGACGGCGAUCAUGGCGGAGUACGGGGAGAGUAGGGACAUCGUGGAGUGGGUGUCUCGCCGGUUAGAUAGCCGAGACAAGGUGAUGUCCCUCCUCGACGCCAGCAUCGGCGAGGAAUGGGAGAAGGAGGAGGCCGUCAGGGUGCUUCGCGUCGCCGUGGUGUGCACCAGCAGGACGCCGUCGAUGAGGCCGUCGAUGCGCUCCGUCGUGCAGAUGCUCGAGGCGGCGGCGAUCGGCCGGGAGUUCGCCGUGGUCACUUCGGUGAAGGUCAAGGUGAUCCCCUAGGACUAGGAGGCAUUUGGACCAUAAGGGGGAGUGAACAACGUGGGUCCUUGUUGGUCGUCCGAUCAGAGAAUCAACGGCUCAGAUCAAGCGUGAUCAAACACGGAUAAUUCAUCGUCGUGGCUCGAUCUCAACCGUACUUCAUCGAUCGGAUGGUUUCCAAAGCUUGUAGUUAUUACAUUAGCAAAUCAGCUUCAGAUGAGAUGAAAUUAGCAAAAUAUAUAUGUAGAUAGGACAAUCAAUCAUGAAUUAUAUUCCAGGUCAAUGAUGCAGUAGCAUACUAGCAUGUGUGCACAAGUGAGAUUUCCACAGAAUAAUGGAAUCUGUAGUUAGUACUAAUACUAGUAUGCGUGUAACUGUAAAACAGUAAAUUUUGCUAAAUCAUUUUCAGGUCAAUGCGGUGAAAA